AUAUCUGAUACGGAAGAGAAAUAAGUGCAUGCUGUGUAUAUAGCAAAAUUCAAUUGUCAUCAAGAAAUUGUUCGAAAUCCAAACGAUUAUUUGUUGUCACUAAAAAUAAAGGAUUUUGUGUGUGUGUUUGUGUUUGUUUGUGUUAUUUUGUGUAAUUUACGUCAAAGACUCAACCACCGAAAAUGGCUGACACCGAAAAUCCAACCGAAAAUCCCGAUACCUUCAACGAUGAUGAUAAAUUUGCCGAGGAAAUUGUGGAAACUGGCGUUGUCCGGAAAACCGUUAAAAGAAGUUACAUAAUUCAGGAAACUUCUUCGUCUACCAAAACGACAACCAUGACCACACCAGCCAAAUUGUUUGGAAAAAAUUUGGGGGAAUAUGAUGAAGUUGAUGUCGAUGAGCUGUUGGCACAAUUGUCAGCUGAGGAAAUUAAAAUUUUGGCCAAGGAAGUAGAUCCAGACGAUAAUUUUUUGCCACCAAGCCAACGAAACAAUUAUGACUGUGAAAAAGAUCCAACCGGCCCAUUGAAUAGAAAAAAGUUGAUAGAACACAUCAAUAAAGAAGCAUUAGAAACGCCAGAUCGACCAGAAUUUGAGCCAUUUGUAAAGGGUAAAGUUCGCGGAAAAAAAUGGAUUCCACCACCACCAGAUGCAGCCCAGCUCGAUGCCGAUGAAAAGAUUGCCAUCGAUUUGGGCGAUGAAUACGAACAGGCGCUCACUGAUGCAUCACAAGAAGAAAUCAUCGAUUUGGCAGCUAUUCUUGGCUUCCACUCAAUGAUGAAUCAAGAUCAAUACCAUGCAUCACUGCUGAACAAAGGCCAACCAGUCGGUUUGGGAUGGGACGGCAUCACAAAGUCAAGUCAACAAAAAAUCUUCCCACAGGAUCCACCAAAUAACACAGAUGUCGAAGAUUCAAUCAAACGAGUUAAAGAAGAUGAUUCAAAAUUGAUCGAAUUAAAUUUGAACAAUAUCAAAAAUAUUUCUGACGAGAAAUUUGAACAAUUGUUUAAUGCAUUACCUGAGAAUGAGCAUUUGGAAGUUUUAUCACUGACCAAUGUUGGCCUCACAGAUCGAACUGCAUUGCUAUUGUCCGAAGCCAUUGAAAAGAAUAAAACUUUACGAGUAUUAAAUGUGGAAACGAAUUUCAUUAGUCCUGCCGUGAUUGUGACAUUGGUUCGAGCAUUAUUGAAGGCCAAGAGUAUUGAAGAGUUCCGGGCCUCAAAUCAGCGAUCAUCCGUGUUGGGCAACAAAAUCGAAAUGGAAAUCACCGAAUUGGUGGAAAAGAAUUCAUCACUAUUGAGAUUAGGUUUGCACUUGGAAUUCAACGAUGCUCGUCACAGAAUUGCCAAUCAUUUACAGCGUAAUAUUGAUAGAAUACGAAUUUCCCGACUGAACCAGCGCAAAUAAAGCGACAUCUCAAUAAGUAAAAAAAAAUAUAAGUAAAAAUCCUAUGAUAUAAACACUGGACGACAACGUCGAAUGGGACACUUUGCGCGAAACUACACCAUCGGUUUCUGUUAGAGAUUUUAAAAAUUACAUCACCGUUUCGCAUCUUUGCUUCAGAGCAUCAAGUCAAAGUGUUGGACAAUAUGCGAUGCAACCACACAAUUGCAAUUUCUUCUAAUAUAAUUAUCACACAGCCAGUUUUCUAACAACAAUUAUAAUAUAACAAAAGAACAAAAACAAAAUAUGAUGAUCGCUAAUUUGGAUUCUAUUUUUUUCAUAUAUGUAUAUAUUUAUAUAUAUAUACAUAUUAUUCUGAAUAAAUAGUUUAAAAAAAUUGCAUGCUCAGCGAUAGAUUCAAGAUGCUUCGCUAGAUAUUUACAAUAGUAUAAUAAUGAUGAUUUAAAUGUUUUUUUUUGCGUUUUGAAUGAGCCUGUAUACACCGAAAAUAUUGUCCAUGUGUUUGUAUCGCGUGACCAUCGAUUAGAAGUAUUUAUAUUUUUAUGCCACAAUUUUUUUGUUUCAAAAUUGCUUUGCGUAUUGGUUCAAAUUUUGGUAAAAUUAAAAAAGAAAUCAUAUAGAAACAUUGUGAACAUCUAACUAAAUAAAAGAAAAUGAAAGAAAGCAGCUGUAAUAGAAGAACAGCUGAUAGAACAAUGAUAAAAAAAUCAAUCAGCAAAACUCAAAACUUUUAUAUUUAUUGACUAAAAUGAAACAAUUGUGACAUAAAUAAUUUACCUAAUGCAAGUCUAUAAGAGAGAAAAAAAUGCAAUGAAAAUCCAAAAAAAAAAACGAUCUACAUAAGCAAGUACAGUAAUGAUAUCUAUGUAUAACGUGAGAACACCUAAACUCUAAUUGUUUAAAAGUUAAAAAAAAAUUAAUUUUAUCAUAUUAUAAACAAAGAAGCGCUAGCAUUGUAUUUAUUUAAGUUUUAUUUUUUUUUUUUGAUUCAUUACAUCAGUGCGAAAUUGUCAGACGUACCCAUUUCUCUCGAUCCACAUUCAAAUUUUACAUCUUUUUUUGGAUUGAGUUUUAUUUUAAAUUUUGUUUUUGUUUUUCACACUAAAUCAUUGUACGCAUGCGCUCUAUGAUUGGACACCACGAGCGCGUAAGCGUUACAAUUCAAAUUAAAAUAAAAUCAGUGACAAAAUACUCAUAGCUCAUGUUGUAAUGGACCAAUGAACAACGAAUCAUGCAAGCGAUCGCAAAUAAUGCGAAUUUUACACUUGCUCUGAAUUAUUUAAAAACAAAAAUUGGAAACUUAAUGUACAUGUUCCUCUCCCAGUAAUCUAUUUUUAUUUUAUUAUAAAUAUUUUUGGUUCUUUCUGCUUGAUUUUUUAGCAACAUUUCUCACAAACCAUUAGGAUCGUAAGAGAAAAAGAAAUGAAUUGUAAAUUUUGUUUUGCACGUGAUACCUAUUUAGUUAACUUGAAUGUGGUUAAGUAGAAAUUUUAUGCAAAAUGUAACGGCGAACGAAUUGAAUAAAUUUGAACAAACAAAGCUAGGAAA
This is a messenger RNA of Contarinia nasturtii (swede midge), 2951 nucleotides long. RefSeq names its product tropomodulin (gene tmod). NCBI's taxonomy places the organism in Eukaryota, Metazoa, Arthropoda, Insecta, Diptera, Cecidomyiidae. Gene Ontology annotation, cellular component: myofibril. The coding region runs from base 183 to 1406 and encodes 407 amino acids. Gene Ontology annotation, biological process: pointed-end actin filament capping; myofibril assembly. Gene Ontology annotation, molecular function: tropomyosin binding. The record is from RefSeq and is a predicted model, not a curated record. The transcript is spliced from 8 exons.